This is a messenger RNA of Lindgomyces ingoldianus, 1188 nucleotides long. RefSeq names its product HCP-like protein. Lineage: Eukaryota; Fungi; Ascomycota; Dothideomycetes; Pleosporales; Lindgomycetaceae. The coding region runs from base 1 to 1188 and encodes 395 amino acids. The record is from RefSeq and is a predicted model, not a curated record. The transcript is spliced from 5 exons. Gene Ontology annotation, molecular function: protein binding.
AUGCCUUUGAAAGAUCUUUUGAAGAAAAAGGAUAAAGUUAGAGAGGAGGGUCCUAUACAAUCUGCCCCGACGAGGCCAACAUUAUCCCCGGACGUUCCAGAGUUCACGUUUAUGCGUACGACCACCACGACCCAAGAAGUCAUCACACCCCCUAGUUUCCCGGGCGACCCCACACGAGACCAGCCCUUGUUAUCUCCAGAACCUCAGAAGAGACUGGGAAGAUUUAGAAGGCAUAGCAAUGCCUCCUCGCAGGGCAAUUCUGGCAGCGAAGACAACCGGGCUAAAGGGGAACACAGGCUUUCAGAACGGCUACAUCUCGGUCGCGCGAGGUCUUCGAGCUCGGUGAAUGUUCCUGAGAAUCUUCCAGAUUUGGGAGAUGGCGUUGCGAGGACCGAGGACGACGAGGCGAAAUGGGAGAAGAGGGCGACACUACUCGCGAAAGGGAAUAGCUUAAAUAAGAGUGGCAGUACAACGCCAAAUUAUGAGACGAGCAAUCCUAUAGAAGGAAACGGUAGAAGAAGCAGGAGCGUUAGCGUGAGCAAUGUUGUUGGUGACGAUAACAUUCAGGAAGCGAUCCGGCUGCAUGAAUCUGGCAAUCUAGAGGCUUCAACAGCUAUGUUUGGGAAAUUGGCCGAUCCGAAUGGCCCGAACAACGCUUUGAGUCAGGUCCUGUAUGGUCUUGCUCUCCGACACGGCUGGGGCUGCGAACCAAAUGUCGAGUUAGCCAUUACGUACCUAUCAUAUGCCGCCUCCAACAGCGCAGAAGUCGAGUCACUCGCACUUGGGGCCGGCAUGAAGAAAGGUGGAGCAGCCAAAGGGGAGCUAGUUCUUGCAAUGUACGAGCUGGCGAACUGCUUCCGGAAUGGUUGGGGCAUCAAGAAGGACGCUGUGGCCGCAAAGCAGUACUACGAAACGGCAGCCAAUCUGGGCGACACUGACGCUAUGAAUGAGGUUGCGUGGUGCUACCUGGAAGGAUUUGGGUGUAAAAAGGAUAAGGUUAGUCAACCAUUUCUUCACGUGUUGCUAUAUUUCCAUUUUGACAGCAGAAUCCUCCACAGCCUCAUCUCUUGGGCAUCAAUGUUUUUAACGCGGCUGACGAUGGAAUGCUACGCCUCACAGUUCAAAGCGGCUCAGUUCCUACGCCUCGCUGAGGAGAAGGGGAGUAAGACAUUAGGCAAUACAUGGUAA